AUGCACAGGAAACACCUCCAGGAGAUUCCCGAUUCGAACAGCAAUGUUAAUAUCAGCUUCACGUGGGGAUGGGAUCUUAACAAGACGUCGGAUUUGCUCUCAGGAAUGGGGGUUGCAAUUCUGGAGAAGGAAAAGGUGGAUAGUGAAAACAUUCCCCAGGAGCUGCUCUUAACCCAAGCCCCUCCGCCAAAAAAGCCGAAGGUGAAAGCGAAGGAAAAGGACUUUGUAAUUGCCCGCAGGCCAAGACAAUCCAAAGAGAACAGUUCAGGAAUUUCUUGGGAUAUGCUUCCAGACGAAUUGCUCCUCGGAAUCUUUUCGUAUUUAUCUCUGCCCGACCUUGUAAGAAUCUCUGGGAUCUGUAAGAGGUGGCAUCGCCUCUCGUUUGAUGAAUCGUUGUGGCAGACCUUAGACCUGACAGGGAAACAUUUACUGCCAGGAGUAAUUGGGCAGUUACUCUCUGUAGGCGUGGUCGCAUUUCGCUGCCCAAGAUCACACGUGGAUGAACCACUGUUUAAAAACCUCAGACCACUUCGGGUGCAGCACAUGGACCUGUCUAACUGCAUAAUAGAGGAGGCCUCGCUUCAGAGCAUCGUGUCUCGAUGCUGCAAAUUACAGAACCUGAGCUUGGAAGGACUGAGGCUUUCAGAUGCCAUCGUCAGAAAUUUGGCUCAGAAUUCAGACUUAGUGCGAUUAAACCUCUCUGGGUGUUCCGGAUUCUCGGCCUCUGCACUGGAGGCUCUGCUGAGCGGCUGUACUCGCUUAGAUGAGCUGAACCUCUCCUGGUGCUCUGAUUUCACGGCAGAACACAUCCACGUUGCCGUCAGCUCUGUUACAGAAAGCAUUACACAAUUGAAUCUCAGUGGGUACCGACAGAAUCUACAGAGAUCAGAUGUAAUGACAUUAGCGGGAAGGUGCCACAAUCUGGUCCACUUAGACUUAAGUGACAGUGUCCUGCUAAAGACUGACUGUUUCCAGGAGUUUCAUCAGCUCAUCUACCUCCAACACCUGUCACUCAGCCGAUGCUAUGAAAUAAUGCCAGCAGCCUUACUUGAACUUGGAGAUAUCCCCUCACUGAAGACACUACAGGUUUUUGGAAUUGUAACAGAAAAUUCCCUUCCUGUGCUAAAGGAAGCACUCCCACAUCUGAAGAUCAACUGUUCUCACUUCACCACCAUUGCCAGGCCAACAGUGGGUAACAAAAAGAACCCAGAAAUCUGGGGAAUCAGGUGCCGCCUGAUGAUGCCCAAUCCGAAUAGCCACUGAUGUCCUCGUUUUAAAGGACUUCAAAGAGCAGACAAAAAGGCCCCGCUGCUUGGAGCCCCUCAGCUGUUUUGCUUCUGAUGAGUUACACUUUUCACCUUAUAACUGUUUUGGCUUGAGGUUCACUCGAGAAAGAAUUGUUUCUUGUCACUAACUCACAAAAAUUUAGGAAUAAGUGUUUUGCACUGGGUACACAACUUUUGUCAGUGCCCUUUAAAAGCCUUCCUGAUGAACCAUGACAUUUCAAGUAUUUAUGAGUUUUAAGGGAGUAAACCGGUACUCAAUAUUAAAAGGUGGUUCAAGGUAAGUACUUCAGACCACCUCUGAGACAUUCCCUUCUCUAAAAAUCUUCAGAAUGCAGCCGGUGCUCACUAAGCGAAUAAUUUUAUAGAAACCAUUUUGGUAAUUACACAUGCUUUUUCCAUUUUAUUUUUCUGUCUUGCCUUAUGUGGAACAGAUUGGAAGAACCCCAAAUCACUGAUUUUCUGAACUGAGUACAGAGCUUGGGGGAAGGAAAUCCCAACUCCGUCUUUGGGUGCUAAUCACUGAACCUUGAGGUAAUAAGGAUCAUGGGAAAAGAGACCCCACAAAAGCCAUUUUAAGAGCCUGAAAAAAAGUGUUGUCUUUAGCUCAAGGGUUGGGGCAAAGAGUAAAGUGUAUUUCAUUUUGAUAUAUUCAUACCAAAAAUGCUUGGGUACCUUAGAAGACAGAGCAAGCCAUAUGACAGCUGGUUUCUGUGACUGAUGAGCUUGAAGUCUUCUUGGACCAACUCUGUAACAUUUCUUUACCGUGACUCAAAGGUAGUUUUUCUAAGUUCUGAAACUAGCAAUGGGAAUGUAAUUAUGGUGUUGGUUGUUUGUUUUUUUUUAUAAAAUCUCUUUUCACAUCAUGACCAGGUAUCCUAACAUUGGAAGAGACUUGCUACCUUAUUCAUUUUUUUAUAUUGAAGGUGCUUUUGCUUCUGAUGGUUCAUGUUCCACAAACCAAUUUCUUUUCAGGUGCUAGGCAGAAUUUGGCCUUGUUCCCUGUUCUUCCUUAUAACUGAGGUUUAUAAGGGGCUGUUUUGAUUUUUUUCUCCUAGAAUCACAUACUGAAUAAGAAGAAAUAAAAAAUUUUGGCAUCUGUUGUUUGGAAUGCCCCAGCUUGGGGGUCUACAGUCUCCUACCAGUAGCAUUUUUAAUUACUGGGGAGCACCAUGAAACUACUUGCACUCUUGUGAAAGAGGAGCAAUUUCUUGACUCAGGGCAGUCUGGGAGCAGGAACCCCAACUUAAAAGCAUUGAUUGUACCUGUAGGGGAACAGCUUUGACUUUUUGUAACUGAUGGAACACCCAGAAAAAAAAAUUAUUCAUAUCGCUAAAAACUAGGUCAACAAAUCAUUUCACUUUUUCCCAUCGAUCAAGGAAGACUAACUUUAUUUUGUUUCUGUGACUGACUUAAAAAAAAAAUCAAGCUGGGAUUAGUAUGUUAAGCGUACCUUAGGUUGAACCGCAUCUCCACUAAGGACACUAUCAUCUGUUAGACUGCGGGAGGGAAUGCUUUGGCCUAGUGUUAUACAGAGAUUAACUGUUGCCAGCCUGUUUUAUGUGCUGUCACUAAAUGGUAACUAUACCUUGAAAUGUUGUUUACAAAAUAGCCGUAAGAGACCUAGGGUGGGUCUGGUGGGACUUGGGCCUCUCACGUCCUUUGACACUCAUGUCCAGAUAUAAGCUAUCUUGCCAAGGUUUUAGUGACCUUUGUGAUAUCUACUUUUACAGUUUUUUUUUCAAUU
Molecule: messenger RNA, 3030 nt
Organism: Trichosurus vulpecula (common brushtail)
Lineage: Eukaryota; Metazoa; Chordata; Mammalia; Diprotodontia; Phalangeridae
Gene: SKP2
Product: S-phase kinase associated protein 2
Exons: 10
Coding region: 1-1263 (420 amino acids)
Molecular function (GO): protein binding
Source: RefSeq, a predicted model, not a curated record